CCCAGAGAAGAGGAAGAACAAAUCAGUUCAUUUGAUAUCUUUCUUUCGAGCUUGUCUUCUUUAUGUUACUAACUAACAAUGGAGUUGCAGAUAUCCUUAUUCCAGGUCCUCAUCACCUUCUUCCUGGUUUUGUUUAUGGCAGCAAUCACUAGUAUAAGGAAAUCUAAAGCUAGGAAUUUAACUCAAGGGUUGAUUCCAGGGCCACGGAAAUUACCUUUGAUCGGAAAUCUGCACCAGCUCGCCGGUCCUGGUCUACCCCAUCACACCCUACGUGACUUGGCUACGAAAUAUGGCGCCAUCAUGCACCUGCAACUCGGUCAAAUUUCCACUGUCGUCGUUUCUUCUGCAGAAAUGGCUAAAGAGAUUAUGAAAACCCAUGAUAUUGUCUUUGCUAAUAGGCCUGUUCUCGCUUCGGCUAAGAUUCUAACUUACGGGUGCACUGAUAUUGCCUUUACACCAUAUGGAAACUAUUGGAGAAAUCUGCGAAAAAUUUGCACAUCGGAGCUUCUGAAUGCGACUCGGGUCGCUUCCUUCCAAUCCAUAAGAGAAGAGGAAGUGCUGAAUCUCGUCGAAACCAUAAAACCAAAUGAAGGAUCGGCUGUGAAUCUGAGCCACAAAGUCUUUUCACUGAGUUAUGGCAUAACAGCGAGGGCAGCCUUUGGCAAGAAAUGCAAAGAUCAAGAAGCCUUCAUAUCAGUUGUUACAGAGGAAACCAAGGUGAAUUCUGGUUUCCUUGUUUCCGAAUUUUUUCUCCUUAAAUUCCUGGAUACUGUUUUGGGUCUAAAGCAUAAAGUUGAAAAGAUUCAUGGAGAAGCUGACAUGAUACUUGGGAAUAUUGUUAACGAUCACAAAGAAAGUAGAGCAAAAGGCAGAAGUAAAGAUGAAAACAAGGAAAAUCUGGUUGAUGUUCUUUUAAGGAUUCAGGAGGAUGGUGAAUUUCCCUUGACUGACAACAACGUCAAAGCCGUCAUCUUAGACAUUUUCAGUGGCGGAAGUGAGACAUCAGCAGGAGCUGUAGAGUGGGCAUUGUCGGAAAUGAUUAAAAACCCAAGAGUUAUGACAAAAGCACAAGAAGAGGUAAGGCAGGUAUUCCAAGGCAAAGGAAAUGUAGAUGAAACAGGCAUUCAUCAACUUAAAUAUCUCAAGUGUGUUAUAAAAGAAACCUUAAGACUGCACCCUGUUAUACCUUUAUUGAUUCCAAGAGAAAGUAUGAAGAAUUGUGUGGUUAAUGGAUUUGAAAUACCUGCAAAGACCAGAGUCAUUGUGAAUGCAUGGGCAAUCGGGAGAGAUCCUAAUCAUUGGGUUGAGCCUGAAAGGUUUGUCAACAGUUCAGUUGAUUUCAUAGGGACAAAUUUCGAGUUCAUCCCAUUUGGGGCAGGAAGGAGGGUAUGUCCAGGCAUAUUAUUUGCUCUGCCAACUGUAGAGCUCCCGCUUGCUCAACUGUUGUUCCAUUUUGAUUGGAAGCUACCAAGGGGAAUGAAGCAGGAAGAUAUAGACAUGACUGAGGUGUUUGGUGUAACUGUGAGAAGGAAAAAUGAUCUUGUCCUAGUUCCAAGUCUUUACCGUGCUUCCACUACUGUUGCCUAGAGGCAGGAACAACCUUAGCUUAUGCUGCAUUAUUCUAUUAGGUUGGGAUUGAAUCUCAAGUUUGUUGGUUUGCUUAUAUAUGUAUUGUUAUUUAGCCUAAUAGCCCACCACUUUAUUAUAUUUGUGUUUAUAGCCGACGCUAUCAGUGUUCAUGCUUCUUGUGCAUGGUAAAUGUAACUGUAAGGGCCAAUUUCGUCCGGCCAUCAGAGGCGGUGGUCUCUGUUGCCGAUGACCGACGGUCACAGCGAAGACCCACUGUCCCUAUGACUGAUCUAGGGGUAUUGAGAGAAAAUAAAAACGAAGGAAGUUAAAAAAAAAAAAAAGAACAGAGCACAAAUAAUUUUUUUUUCAGAUUUUUUAAAACUUAAAUAGGGUGUGUGACACGACGGCGUUUUGACUUGGUCUCAGAAGUCCCAAAAAGACGUCAUUUCGAUAUAACCCGAAGACUCGACCCGGAUCCCCUCAGGAUCUGCGUGCUUUUUUAAGGAUGAGAUAAUUUCUGCCUAGGUCCUUCCACUUUUAGGCACUUUUAAUAUUGUCUUGAAUUUGAUUCUUUUUUCUUUCUAAAUUCCACCAUUUAAUUUAAUUUUUUUUAAUUUUUGGUCCUCUUACCGUUGACCCUUUGGGGAGUGACACGUGUAUAGAGGAUUAGGAUAAUUGUCCUUUUAAUCCCUACAUUUUAAUUUAUUUUAAUUUAUCCUUUUUUGUUUUU
Messenger RNA from Gossypium raimondii (Peruvian cotton), 2299 nucleotides. Its product is annotated as desmethyl-deoxy-podophyllotoxin synthase. Gene Ontology annotation, molecular function: heme binding; iron ion binding; oxidoreductase activity, acting on paired donors, with incorporation or reduction of molecular oxygen. NCBI's taxonomy places the organism in Eukaryota, Viridiplantae, Streptophyta, Magnoliopsida, Malvales, Malvaceae. The record is from RefSeq and is a predicted model, not a curated record.